Messenger RNA from Caenorhabditis sp. 36 PRJEB53466, 2534 nucleotides. The record is from the annotation of a GenBank genome assembly. Lineage: Eukaryota; Metazoa; Nematoda; Chromadorea; Rhabditida; Rhabditidae.
AUGGCUGAAGAGGGUUGUCGCUCGUUGCGCUCGAUGGAAACCGACGGUUUCCAAGUGGUCACCGAAGUGGUCACCCACAAACUCAACCAUAUUCCGAUAUUCAAGGGAGACUUCGGAUCGCUUCCGCCCAAGGUUCAACGCUUCGUCGCCGAGAAGGCCGAGCUGAUGAACCCGGCGGGAAUCUACAUUUGCGAUGGGUCGCAGAAGGAAUACGAUGAUAUUGUCGAUAAACUCGUCGAGCGCGGAGUGCUCACUCCGUUGAGAGCUUAUGAGAACUGGUGAGUUGAGAGAGGCACUCGUUUCGAGACCCACCCAUUGGAUGCAGUCCACACUUGGACACUGCUCACAACUGAUGCAAAGUACCCUUUUGACCAAAUUUAGACUAAUACAACUGCUUUUUAGCCCCUUUUUUAGCUAGAAAUGUGUGAAACUUUCCCUCUUUGCACCUCGAAUGCCCUUCGCGCUCUCCUCAUCUUGAUAUUCUCGUCGCCUAUCCCAUUGAACAACCUCCCUUUCUAUCCCUUUCACUGCGGGCGGCAAACCAGAGAGCGUUUUCUAGAAUCAAAAAACAGAAAAGUGUUUUCAUAGACGUGAAGUUCGCCGGCAAACAGGUUCGUGUUUCGGCCAGGCGUUGUUUGUCAAUUUGAAGUUUGAUGGACGGGCGGGCACACUCUUUUGCAAGACAUUUGUGUCGUUUGCAGCUAUCUGUGCCGUACGGACCCGCGUGACGUGGCCCGUGUCGAGUCGAAGACAUGGAUGGUGACGAAGGAUAAGUACGAUUCGGUGUGUCACACGCCGGAAGGAGUCCGUCCGAUCAUGGGCCAGUGGAUGAGCGAGGAGCAGUUCGGAAAGGACCUCGACGCGCGUUUCCCGGGAUGCAUGGCCGGCCGUCCGAUGUACGUCGUGCCCUACUCGAUGGGUCCGAUCGGAGGCCCGCUCUCCAAGAUCGGAAUCGAGCUGACCGACUCGUCGUACGUCGUUCUCUGCAUGAAGACCAUGACUCGUAUGGGUCAGAAGGUCCUCGACGCUCUCGGCGAUCAGGAUUUCGUCCGAUGCAUCCAUUCGGUCGGACUUCCGCGUCCAGUCAAGCGUAAGCCAUCAGAGUAUCACAGAUCUUUAAAACAUUGAAACAUUUUCAGAAAAGGUCAUCAACCACUGGCCAUGCAACCCCGAUAAAGUCAUGAUUGCGCACCGCCCCAAGGAGCGUGAGAUCUGGUCGUUCGGAUCCGGAUACGGAGGAAACUCGAUCCUCGGAAAGAAGUGUUUCGCUCUGAGAAUCGCGUGUAACAUCGGAAGAGAUGAGGGAUGGCUCGCCGAGCACAUGCUUGUAAGCGAGACGAGAAUCUGGAAGCGUAUAUGCUUCUUUACUCUUUCAGAUCAUGGGCGUCACAAACCCCGAAGGCCAGGAGAAGUUCAUCGCGGCGGCGUUCCCAUCCGCGUGCGGAAAGACCAACCUCGCGAUGCUGACGCCGACGGUGCCCGGCUGGAAGGUCCGUGUCGUCGGAGAUGACAUCGCGUGGAUGAAGUUCGGCGCGGACGGCCGUCUCUACGCCAUCAACCCGGAGGCCGGCUUCUUCGGAGUCGCUCCGGGAACGUCGCACAAGACGAACGCGAUGGCGAUGGAGUCUUUCACCAAGAACUCGAUCUUUACGAACGUCGCCGAGACCGCCGACGGCGAGUACUUCUGGGAGGGACUUGAGAAGGAGUUGAAGGAGCGAAAGGGCUACACUGACGAGCAGCUGAAGCAGUUGGAGAUCACCAACUGGCUGGGAGACAGAUGGCACAUUGGAGACGAGGGAAAGGCCGCCCAUCCGAACUCCCGGUUCACCGCGCCUGCCUCCCAGUGCCCGAUCAUCCAUCCGGAUUGGGAGGCCCCACAGGGUGUCCCCAUCGACGCGAUCAUCUUCGGAGGACGUCGUCCGGAAGGCGUGCCGCUCGUCUUCGAAUCCUUCUCCUGGGAGCACGGACUUCUCGUCGGAGCGCUCGUCAAAUCCGAGGCGACCGCCGCCGCCGAGCACACCGGAAAGCAAGUGAUGCACGAUCCGAUGGCGAUGCGUCCGUUCAUGGGCUACAACUUUGGAAAGUAUCUCGAGCACUGGAUCAAGCUCGGCAAGGCUCCGCACAAGGCGCCCAAGAUCUUCCACGUCAACUGGUUCCGCGAGACCAGCGAUCACAAGUUCUUGUGGCCAGGAUUCGGAGACAACAUUCGUGUGCUCGACUGGGUUCUUAAGCGAGUUUCCGGAGAGGAGGACAUUGCUGUGAGUGCCAGAUUUCGGGGAUAAUUGGAGAAAAGUGCAAACAAUGCAACAUUGCAGGUGGAAACGGCGAUCGGAUACGUGCCAAAGCGCGGCUCGAUCAACUUGGACGGCCUCGCACGCAUCGACUGGAACGAGCUGAUGAGCAUUCCGAAGGCGUACUGGGAAGAGGACGUCGACGAGAGCAAACACUUCCUCGAGAGCCAGGUCGGCUCCGAUCUCCCGCAGCCGAUCCGCGAUGAGCUCGAUAAGCUCGAGAAGAGAAUCCACGCCCUUUAA